AUGGCGCUUGCCGAGUUGAAGCAGAAAGUUAUUCAUGACUUAGGCCAAGAACAUCUCUUCCCUCCUAAUGCCUCACCUGAAGAUGAGACGCGUCUGCUGCAGCAGCUAGCAGCAGCAGAUGCUUCUUACCCUGGGGGUUUGGAGGCGUAUAUAAGACGGUCUCGCAAGCUGCUGGAGGAUGUAAAGGCGGGAGUAAAUCCUUUUGCUGGUUUGCACGUCGCAGUUCCUUCAGGCGAGCAUCUGGUUCCGGGUUCUUCUUCUUUUAUUGCUUAUGAAGAGGAAGGGCUUCUGGAAGUGCAGAGUUGUGCAUUUGUCUUCGUCGCUGGAGGCCUUGGAGAGCGGCUGGGGUAUAACGGCAUAAAGCUGAGUCUCCCAGUGGAGAGCUGCACUGAAACGAGUUAUAUUGAAUAUUAUUGCAGCUUUAUUCGCGCCUUUCAGGAGUAUGCAGCAGCAAAAACAAAGAAAGCUGUGCACAUACCUUUAGCGCUCAUGACCUCCGCAGAUACCCACGACGCCACGGUUUCGCUUUUUAAAUCGAAGAACUUUUUUGGUUUAAAUAAAGAAGAAGUAUUUUUCCUUCAACAGCAAAAAGUUCCGGCGCUAGCAGAUAUGCAAGCACGCCUAGCUACGAAUGCUAAAGAUCCUUUUGUUCUAGAAACGAAGCCCCAUGGCCACGGCGAUGUACAUUCUCUUCUUUUAAACUCGGGCCUUCUUUCUUCUUGGAAAGAAAAGGGAAUUAAAUGGGUUUUACUCCUCCAGGAUACAAAUGCAAAUGUUAUGAGGGUACUAAUGGCAGUCGUCGGCGUCUCGAAACGAAAAAAUUUCACCAUGAAUUCAAUUGCUGUCCCCAGACGACCCGGAGAGGCAGUUGGGAGUAUUUGCCGUUUGGUUUCACAAGAAAAAGAAUUAACAAUAAAUGUUGAGUACAACUUGCUAGACUCUCUCCUAAAGGGGGCAGGCCAAGAAGGAGACAAAGCGGGGCCUUUGGGUUAUUCAUCUUUGCCCGGCAACACCAACGCCAUCGUCUUGCAACUCUCUAAUUAUUUUAAAGCAUUAAACCAAAGCAAAGGGAUGGUCCCUGAAUUCAUUAACCCCAAAUUCAAAGACGCCACGAAGACAUCGUUUAAAUCCCCGGCCCGGCUUGAGAGUAUGAUGCAAGACCUUCCUCUUCAGCUCAACCCCACAGACAAAGUGGGUUUUGUUGAGCUGCCUCGCUGGUGUUGUUUUAGCCCAGUGAAGAACUCGUUAGAUGAAGCCAGAAGAAAAACAGAAAACAAAUUACACCCGGAGUCGGCUAUCAGCGGAGAAGCGGAUUUUUAUUUUCAAAACGCACAGUGGUUGCAGCUUGCUGCAGCUGAUGCUGCAGCUGCUGCGGAUGCUGCUUCUGCUGCUGUUUCUGCUGAUGCUGCUACUGCUGGUGCUGCUGGCGAGGGAAGCAGCAGCAGCACCAGCAGCACCAGCAGCAGCAGCAUGAAGUUGGGGGCCAAGGAGGUGACGAUAGCGGAGCCGGAGUUGGUUUGCUUUGAAGGCGUUCGAUAUAAAAUGGGGCCUAAGGUGGUGCUUUCGCCUUCGUGGGCGGUGUCAAUACAGCAGAUGAAGGAAAAACUAAACGGAGCUUCUGUUCGCAUUGAAAAAGAUUCGGUGUUGAUUAUUUCGGGAGACGUUCAAAUAAAGAAUUUAAAAGUGGACGGAGCGGCGGUGUUGAAAGCAGAAGAAGGCGCCUCGUUAGUCAUCGAGAAUCUUCAGGUGACGAACAAAGGCUGGAAAUUUGAAUCGGUCUCAGCCGAGAAAGGUGGUUCGGCUGCUGCAGCUCUGCGUGGUUUUACAGUGGAGAGGGAGCAGACAGAAGAAAUUAUUGCUCUCAAAGGAGAGAAAGAAGUUGUUAACAGGGAAUAA
Messenger RNA from Eimeria acervulina, 1896 nucleotides. Its product is annotated as UDP-N-acetylglucosamine pyrophosphorylase, putative. Gene Ontology annotation, biological process: UDP-N-acetylglucosamine biosynthetic process. The record is from RefSeq and is a predicted model, not a curated record. The coding region runs from base 1 to 1896 and encodes 631 amino acids. Gene Ontology annotation, molecular function: UDP-N-acetylglucosamine diphosphorylase activity. Lineage: Eukaryota; Apicomplexa; Conoidasida; Eucoccidiorida; Eimeriidae. The transcript is spliced from 8 exons.